GAGUUGUGGUUGGUUGAAUUUGAGCUAUUUCGGCAAUAAGAAAUCCGGGAUCGAACCAGGGACCUUUAGAUCUUCAGUCUAACGCUCUCCCAACUGAGCUAUUUCGGCUGUGAAAACAUAAUGGCCAUGGGCUCUGUCAUGUGAUUGGCCACGGAAAGGUGGACUUAGAGUUGUGGUUGGUUGAAUUUGAGCUAUUUCGGCAAUAAGAAAUCCGGGAUCGAACCAGGGACCUUUAGAUCUUCAGUCUAACGCUCUCCCAACUGAGCUAUUUCGGCUGUGAAAAGAUAAGUGCCAUUUGAUUGGCUACGGAAAGAUGGACUCUGUCAUGUGAUUGGCCACGGAAAGAUGGACUCUCUCAUGUGAUUGGCCACAGAAAGAUGGACUUGGAAUUGUGGUUGGUUGAAUUUGAGCUAUUUCGGCAAUAAGAAAUCCGGGAUCGAACCAGGGACCUUUAGAUCUUCAGUCUAACGCUCUCCCAACUGAGCUAUUUCGGCUGUGAAAAGAUAAGUGCCAUUUGAUUGGCUACGGAAAGAUGGACUCUGUCAUGUGAUUGGCCACGGAAAGAUGGACUCUCUCAUGUGAUUGGCCACAGAAAGAUGGACUUGGAAUUGUGGUUGGUUGAAUUUGAGCUAUUUCGGCAAUAAGAAAUCCGGGAUCGAACCAGGGACCUUUAGAUCUUCAGUCUAACGCUCUCCCAACUGAGCUAUUUCGGCUGUGAAAAGAUAAGUGCCAUUUGAUUGGCUACGGAAAGAUGGACUCUGUCAUGUGAUUGGCCACGGAAAGAUGGACUCUCUCAUGUGAUUGGCCACAGAAAGAUGGACUUGGAAUUGUGGUUGGUUGAAUUUGAGCUAUUUCGGCAAUAAGAAAUCCGGGAUCGAACCAGGGACCUUUAGAUCUUCAGUCUAACGCUCUCCCAACUGAGCUAUUUCGGCUGUGAAAAGAUAAGUGCCAUUUGAUUGGCUACGGAAAGAUGGACUCUGUCAUGUGAUUGGCCACGGAAAGAUGGACUCUCUCAUGUGAUUGGCCACAGAAAGAUGGACUUGGAAUUGUGGUUGGUUGAAUUUGAGCUAUUUCGGCAAUAAGAAAUCCGGGAUCGAACCAGGGACCUUUAGAUCUUCAGUCUAACGCUCUCCCAACUGAGCUAUUUCGGCUGUGAAAAGAUAAGUGCCAUUUGAUUGGCUACGGAAAGAUGGACUCUGUCAUGUGAUUGGCCACGGAAAGAUGGACUCUCUCAUGUGAUUGGCCACAGAAAGAUGGACUUGGAAUUGUGGUUGGUUGAAUUUGAGCUAUUUCGGCAAUAAGAAAUCCGGGAUCGAACCAGGGACCUUUAGAUCUUCAGUCUAACGCUCUCCCAACUGAGCUAUUUCGGCUGUGAAAAGAUAAGUGCCAUUUGAUUGGCUACGGAAAGAUGGACUCUGUCAUGUGAUUGGCCACGGAAAGAUGGACUCUCUCAUGUGAUUGGCCACAGAAAGAUGGACUUGGAAUUGUGGUUGGUUGAAUUUGAGCUAUUUCGGCAAUAAGAAAUCCGGGAUCGAACCAGGGACCUUUAGAUCUUCAGUCUAACGCUCUCCCAACUGAGCUAUUUCGGCUGCGAAACUCCGUGUGGUACCCCCCACAUUUAGAGUAACCCGCACUCGAGAUGUGUCGUAAUUUUUCUGGUCAGCAGUAAACAGGCACAUAAGGCGUGGAUAAUCAUCAGCGGUUCGUUUGGUUUACUUUUUGUCUGCUUGACUAUGGGUUAACGGUUCAUAACGUUCCACGCGAUGACGUCAUUUUAGCGCAGAGACUGCUGGGAAAGCGGUCAAGAAUCGCUGAAGACACGGAUUUAAUGCUGCAACAAAGAUCAUCGCUAUGUGUAACUAAUAUACCUGGAAAAUGGUCCCGUUUUUUUUAGAUGAGACCUGUAUGCACUUCUGCUUAUGAUACGGCAAAAAGUAUAGCAAGCUAUUGUCCGUUUUUCUGUGACUUAAGCGCAUAUAUUCAUGCUCAAGCCUCACUGGGUAGCUAAAGUUAGCUGGCUAGUAGCUGCUUUGUUUUGUUUUCGUUUUACUUGACGGCUAUAUAAGCACUACUCCCCGAGGUCUCCCGGCCGAGGCAGGGGUGCGGACUACCAGAGUGAUGCUUUUCUGUCCGUCCCGGGAAGAUGGAUGAGAAAUCCAGCGGCAGCAGCCACCACCGGUUUCUGAUCGUCCUGCUCAUGGUAUUGCUCUUUGGCGUCAUUAUGGUCCAGUACGCGUGCCCGAGCAGGUCUGAAUGCCAGAUGCUGCACCAUUUGGGAUCCUGGUUUAAGGUUGUUAGUGUGUCUGGUUCCCGGGGAAAUGGACAUGAAAUCCGAGAUCAAAAGGAUCCGUAUGUUGCAGAAGACGGCGCUCUGGUCCGGUUUAUCCCUCGCUUCAACUUCACCAGAGCCGAUUUAAAUCGUGUUGUAGACUUCAACAUCAAGGGAGAUGAUGUUAUAGUUUUUCUGCACAUUCAAAAAACAGGUGGCACGACAUUUGGUCGACACCUGGUGCGAAAUAUUCAGCUGGAGAGGCCCUGCGAAUGCCACCAAGGUCAGAAGAAAUGUACUUGUUACCGGCCAGGGAAAAAGGAAACCUGGCUAUUUUCCCGUUUCUCCACUGGCUGGAGUUGCGGUCUUCAUGCUGAUUGGACUGAGCUAACCCGCUGCGUUCCGUCACGCAUGGACUCAGGAGAGACUCUCAAUAGCCUGCCCAGGUCGGUCAAGGAGGAGAUUUUUUUAUUGAACUAUUAUUAUAUAACCAUCUUAAGGGACCCAGUAUCACGCUACCUGAGUGAGUGGCGUCACGUGCAGCGUGGUGCCACAUGGAAAGCCUCCUUGCAUGUGUGUGAUGGACGUUCACCAACACUGUCUGAGCUGCCAAGCUGCUACUCAGGAGACGACUGGUCAGGUUGCUCCCUGCAGGAGUUUAUGGACUGCCCCUAUAACCUGGCCAACAACAGGCAGACCCGCAUGCUGGCUGACCUUAGUCUGGUGGGUUGCUACAAUGUCUCUGCCAUGAGUGAGGAAGAGCGCUGGGCAGUACUUCUUGAGAGCGCUAAACGUAACCUACGGGGCAUGGCCUUCUUUGGCCUGACGGAGUAUCAGCGUAAGACCCAGUAUCUGUUUGAGUGCACCUUCAACUUGGAGUUCAUCGCACCCUUCACACAGCUCAAUGGCACGCGUGCCUCCAGUGUUGAUGUACCUCCUGAGACCCAACACAGAAUCUGUGAGCUAAACCGAUGGGAUGUAGAGUUGUAUGAGUAUGCCCGUGACCUUUUUCUGCAGCGUUUCCAGGUGGCGAGGCAGCAGGAGCGCAGGCAAGCCAGAGAGAGGCGUCAGCAGGAGAGGAGGCGGCUACGUGGAAGGCUCACAGCAAAGCAAGGAGUGAGGCAGCUGAAGCCCACAGAAACAUCCCAUCAGCCCAACAGCCACUCUGCAGAAACUGAGGAGCAGCAGGGGGAGAAAGCUGAUGGAGACAGUGUAGAGUCAGAAGUGCUACUCCCAAACUGGUGGGAUCUGGAUGAAAAUGGCACCAUGGAGGACUAUGUGGACAAUGUGGAACACUGGUAGUGAUGGGAAUGAGCAGUAGCAUGUCUUAACACUAAAUGUGCCAAGCUCUGCCUUGUCUGUUAUUUUUAGUACAUGCCUUUCACUACAUUUUGUUCUCAUCAUGAGCUGUUUUAAAUAACACAUGUAUUUAUUGAUAUUGAUUGUAACAUUUUUCCACAACUGACAUCCAUAAUAGAUACAUUUCCUUGACAGAAAAAAGGCUGAUUUAGUUGCCUGUAGUCACAUACUGUUCAGUGAUCACACAAGCCUUCUAAACUGUUUUCUGGGUUUUAAACACAUCUGAACUCUUGUACUGUAGCUUGGAACGAGGGGGUGUUUAUUUUGUCUUUAUUAAAAGUAACAAUGUAGUACUUGUUUCUAUAAAAUAUAUUAUUGUUUAUAAUGAGCAAUCUACAUGUUUGCCAAAUUGUUGUUGUGUUGUCUGAAAUGUGUACAUUUCAAUGUAUACCUGUGUUUUAAGUGUCAUUUAAGUACAGAAAAGGAGAAUGGAAUUCUCAUAAUACCUCAGUGUGUUGCAGUAACUGCUAAUGUUGUAAAAUUACUGAAUGUGUCCCAAGUCUCAGUUUUUAUAUAAAGAGCUUUUACAUUCA
Monopterus albus (swamp eel) is the source of this 4161-nucleotide messenger RNA. It is a transcript of the gene hs6st2, whose product is annotated as heparan sulfate 6-O-sulfotransferase 2. Gene Ontology annotation, molecular function: heparan sulfate 6-sulfotransferase activity. Gene Ontology annotation, cellular component: membrane. The record is from RefSeq and is a predicted model, not a curated record. The transcript has 2 exons. Lineage: Eukaryota; Metazoa; Chordata; Actinopteri; Synbranchiformes; Synbranchidae. The coding region runs from base 2144 to 3571 and encodes 475 amino acids.